Molecule: messenger RNA, 1945 nt
Organism: Musa acuminata AAA Group (dessert banana)
Lineage: Eukaryota; Viridiplantae; Streptophyta; Magnoliopsida; Zingiberales; Musaceae
Product: glycosyltransferase family 92 protein RCOM_0530710
Exons: 1
Coding region: 116-1828 (570 amino acids)
Cellular component (GO): cytoplasm
Molecular function (GO): glycosyltransferase activity
Source: RefSeq, a predicted model, not a curated record
GCUCCCUAAUUAGCUUCCUUAAGGAACGUCGUGAGUGGGUCCACCGAGGGACCCACGAGUAUCACCAGUCUUCUAAUCGUAUUUCUAUUAGUAAUGUUGUGGCGUGGAAACCUCGAUGGUAUGUCUACCCGGCCCCUCUUCCUCGCCUUCUGAUUCCGUUAGCGCAACGAUGCGGCGGAAGCUCACGACGUCGCUGCUAUCAAUCGGCGUCUUCGUCCUCCUCGCUGCCUCCUUCUCCUUCCAUGUCUCCCGCGACUUCCUCCCACCCGCCGCACUUAACCCCGCCACCCUGACGCAGCCCAUCGACCGCCUAAUGAACCAUGCCGUCCACGAGCUCCCCGCAUCCCUCCGCCGCCUCCAAUCCCCGCUUCCCAUGGAUUCCGUCCUCCUCCCUGACUGGGAGGUGCUUCUCCUCCUCCCUCUUAAUAGUUCCUCUGCCGCAGCCGGUGGCGCCAAGCUCUUUUGCCUCUUCCAUACGGGCGCCACCUCCCCAGCCCUCCCCGCCGGCCCUUCCUCCUUCCGCUGCUCCCUCCCGAAUAGUGUUCGCCGCGUCCGUCCCUUCUACACCCCGCGCCUCUCCGGAGCCACCUCCGCGGCCGCUCCGUCUCGCGGCCAGGAGGACCCACCGCGAGAGAUGAUCCGUUGGUCAACACGGCUCACCUACGAGUCGCUCUCCACAGCCCACGACGUCAUCGUGUUCGCCAAGAGCGUCAACCACCGGCAGGGAAUCGGCCGCCCCGCCGCGGGCCUCCGCUGCGUCUUCUCCCCCGUCUCUGGAGGAGGUCCCGUUGCCUGGACCAUCGCCACUUCCUCCGCCCAGGAGGUCUUCCGCUGCCCCCACCCACCCGCCGCCGACUUGUCAAGUGCCGUGCCUAUGCGGGUGUCCCUCGCGACCGAACCCGAGGCGGCGCCGAUCCCGACUGUGGCCAGCUACCGCACGCCACGCGUCCAAGAGACCGACAGCAAGGCAUUGCCGGGCCGCGCACGAGUCUGCGCCUGCACGAUGGUCUACAACGUCGCCAAGUUCCUCCCGGAGUGGGUGGCGUACCACGCCGGUGUCGGCGUCGGGCGCUUCUUCCUGUACGACAACGGGAGCGUGGACGAGUUGGACGCGGCGGUGAGUCGACUCGGCUCAGAAGGGUUCAACGUGACCACUCGCUACUGGCCGUGGCCGAAGACGCAGGAGGCCGGGCUCUCCCACUGCGCGGCGGCAAACCGGGACGCCUGCGAGUGGAUGGCGUUCCUCGACGUUGACGAGUUCGUCUUCUCCCCGGCCUGGGCUGACUCCGAUCGCCCCGACCGAUCCAUGAUGGGCUCGCUCCUGGCAGUCGAGCCGGAGGUGGGGCAGGUCUCCAUCCGAUGCCUGGAGUUCGGGCCAUCGGGCCACCGAGCCCACCCCCGCCUCGGGGUCACCCAGGGGUACACGUGCCGGCGGCGGAAGGAGCAGCGGCACAAGUCGGUGGUGCGGCUCGACGCGGUCGCCCACUCGCUGGUCAACUCGGUCCACCACUUCAGGCUGAGGGAGGGGUUCAGGACGCGGUGGGCGGCGGCAGGGCAGGCCCGGGUGAACCACUACAAGUACCAAGCGUGGGACGAGUUCAAGGCCAAGUUCCGCCGGCGGGUGUCGACCUACGUCGCCGACUGGAAGGAGACGACCAACCUGGGGUCGAGGGAUCGGGCGCCCGGCCUUGGGUCGGAGCCGAUCGAGCCCAGGGGUUGGGCCGGGAUGUUCUGCGAUGUGAACGACACCCUCGUCAGAGAUGCGACUCACAAGUGGUUCAGCGCAGCGGGCCCCGGUGGGGCACACCGAAUGGUCUGGCAACACUAGAAUUUUGUUUUCUUUUAUAAAUAUGAUUUUUUUAAUUCGUUCUGUGUUUUUCUUUUAAAUUCAUAUAGUUUAUAUGGACAUUGGAUACUCAAACCUAUAUGUAUAUGUGGCCGGUGA